This is a messenger RNA of Mobula hypostoma (lesser devil ray), 1761 nucleotides long. RefSeq lists its product as uncharacterized. Bases 127 to 843 code for a protein of 238 amino acids. The transcript is spliced from 5 exons. NCBI's taxonomy places the organism in Eukaryota, Metazoa, Chordata, Chondrichthyes, Myliobatiformes, Myliobatidae. The record is from RefSeq and is a predicted model, not a curated record.
CGGGACGGUCACUGUCAGUGUGGGUACGAGGUGUGAAGUGUAAGCGUAAAGCGGCACUGCAUGAAGCUGCUCAUUUUUACGCUGACAGUAACUCUCCUCUCGGAAAGUCAAGUGGAAUGAGUCAUAAUGUCACCCAGACGAAGUGAGGGGGUCAGGGUGUAUGGCGUCCAGCUAUUAACUUUUACUCUACUGGUCCCGAUGGCCGUUGCAACACUGAGGGUACAUCAGAACCGCUUGAACGGAAGCGUGGACCAUUCUGUGCUCCUACCCGCCUCUUACACAAUCUCGGACCCACGGGGUUAUCUGCGGAUCAAAUGGAGCAGGGCUGGGAAAAGAAUUGUGGAAUACAGAUGCAUAUCAGAGCGAAACAGCAACUCAGAUGAAUGCAGCCACGUCAUGUCUUACUCUGAUCUCUAUAAACACCGGGUUGUUCUUUUCCCGGAGAACGCUUCGCUGCUGCUGAAACAUUUGCAGAUUAACGACAGUGGCCUUUAUGAAUUAUCUGUUAGCCAGGCAAGAGGAAUCGAAAGAGGAAGCUUUAACUUAGUUGUCCAGGCUGACAACGCAAAUGAAACCGGCCACGGGGAGAUAAUGGAUACAGCCAAGAAGAUAACUCCAGGAUUCAAAGACAAAAUUCGAUAUGUUACUCUUACUCUUAUUUUGUUUUUCUUGUGUUUUACCAUGAAGAUACGGAGAGAUUCUAAACGAGCUCAAAAACGAUCAAAAAGAGGAAAUGCUUCUCAGAAUGGUCAGAAUCCAACAACAAGCAACCCCAUGGUAAUUUAUUCUGACAUGAACUCAUCAGAAUAUGCAGGAAUUACGGGAAAAGCGGAUAAGUGGUGAAAAACCAGAAGGCGGCCAUUUUCAGAAACUGAGUAAUUAUUCAUAAAAUAAUGUUAACCUUGUUUGUAUGAAUUGUUUUUAUUUGCUCAAACAAAAUGUGUAGACAUGUUACCUACACACACUAAGCAAUAAUUGGCCGGUGGACAAGAACUUAUCUCCUGGUGCUUGUGGUCUGGAGAAUGGAAUUUCUCAAUCAAAUUAAGGAAAAGUGCAUUUGAGAGAAUUUGCUCCAAGUCUUCAAUGUAUAUUGUCAACACAUACGCUUGAAAAGGUGUUGCAUUCUCAUCACCGAAACAAAUACCUCCUGCCCCUGGGAGUCUCUGUCUACAUCUGAGUCUACCUGAACUGAAGCCAAUCGUAACUGGAGGGUGAAACUUAAUUUGACACUAAUUAAUGCCAAGAGGUUCAUCUUCUACAUUUUCCUAGUGUUUGGUUCUAACAUUACAAAAGUCAAUUUCCACUGAGUCUACAACAACUUGAUUAUAGUCUACAUUGUAAAUUUUCUUGUUUAAUUUUCUUUUAACUCUAUGUUUGUAUAAUCACCUGUUUGCCUAUAAAUGCUCAGUGGAUUAUCAGUACUUUCUAUAGUUUCUUUGUCUGCAGCCUAUGACAUGCCAUAAAUUGAACUUUCUCAAAGGCUUUUCUUAUCAAAAGAAUUUUCUUAUCUGUAACUUAAGAGACUGUGCAGAUGCUGGAAAUCCUGAGCAGCACACACAAAAUGCCGGAGAAACUCAGCAGGUCGAGCAGCAUCGAUGGAGAGGAAUAAACAGUCAAUGUUUCAUCAGAACUCCAAGCCUGACUGUUUAGUUUGAAGUAGUUUUCAGUAUAAAGAUAUCCACAGGUUCUUUGCUCUUUGUCUUUCUUCAUUACAGAAGACUGAGUUGGUUAUUGUUAUUUCCGUGUUAUGAGACUUAAUAA